AUCGACGGAAAUGAGUAGCUAAAGACAAUAGUUAUCAUUUAUUAAUCCCAAUUAAUGACAAUUUAGGAUAGACCAACAAUAAAUAUGAUUUAGUCACAAAUAUCAUUCACUGUUAUCAAAACUUGGCGAUUGGAAACGAAGUUCUAUUCAAUUGGAUCAACUUAUUUGGAUGUUUAGGUUACAAAUCUAUUAAACUCAUCACUGUGUCUGUUAACAGUGUUCUUGAUGCUUUUCAUUUCCUCGGUGAAAUUCCAAGGAGUAGGCAGAUUUAGGACUUGGAAUCAACCAGGAAAAAGAGAUGAUUCGUUGCGUGGAGUAGGCUGAUUGAGACCACGCACGGAAUCGGAUCACUUCUUACCAAUGAACGAAUAACCUCUUCUCUUGAUAAUGGAUCUAAAGUGGGAGUCGAAAUGUUAAGAAUUUUCAAAAUUCCAUCGCAGUUCAACCCGUGAACCUAGUCUUUAAUUUAUUUAUAUAUAUAUAUAUAUAUAUAUAUAUAUAUAUAUAUAUAUAUACAGGGUGAUUCAUUAAGAAUGUCCAAUCUCUGAACUGUAGAUUCUAGACCUCAAAAUAUGAUGAUUUAGGCAAAUAUUUCUAGCUUCCGAGAUACGGGGUACAAUGUUUAAAUUUAAAUUUAGAUUUUCGCAAUAAUUUUUUAUGUUUUCACAAUUUCUCUUUGAAAAUUGGCAAUUUUACGUUGUUUGUCAUGAGGAAUCAUAAUUUGCACUCUAAUUUAACAUUGCUAAUAGAGGGCGCUAGUUACACUUGUUUGUGUUAAUUAAAACAAAGUAAACUUUUUUGGGCUAAGCUUACAACUAAAAUAAUAAAAAAAAUAUUGAAAAGCGUUAAAUUCUACAAAAAAGUGAAUCUUCUUUGAUUCGUGUAACUCAAUCGGCUAUCGGGUUAUUUGCUUCUAAAAAGUUGAAUAAAUUUUAAUUUUUUCAUAAAAAAAUUUUAUUAUUCCUUAAAUAUGUAACAAUAACAAGUUCAAGGUUAGCAUCCGGUUUUUUCUAUUUUAAUACAUUCAGGGGUGAAAAAUAAGGCAAAUUCAUGUAUAAAUUAUCCAGAUAUUAAAUAUUUUCUGUAAAUUUUUAGACAUGCAGGUGUAGUCUAAAUUUUAUUUUGACACGUUGACACAAGCACUAAGAAAUAAAAUAGUAUUUUUCUUCAUCUUGUCAAGGUCUGCAAAAAAAAUCAAAACAAAUUGUAUUUACUAAGCCUAUUCCAACUUUUAGUCGUUUCCGAGAUAUUUGAGAUUUUAAAUUAUUAUUGUAUUUUUUAACAAGUUUCAAUUUUUUAUAUAUACUUUUAGUAGGCUUUGUAAUAAAUGACAUUUAACUGUCAUUAGAACAUUUAGAUGCACAUAGUUUUUUUUGAUAAUUUUUAAGAAAGAUUAAUUUUGACGUUUCGACUGUUCUUUAAGUCUUUAUCAAAAUAUGAUAUUGACACUGACAAUUUGUUGAUUUGUAUUGAUCUAUAGAUGACCUUCAUCAUGAAUAUCAAAAUAAGACUAAACUCAACUUAGAACUUUGUUCUAAUAAGAAAAAUUAAUUUUGGUCUCUACAUUUCAAAUAUCAAACUCACCCUAACAUCUUUUUAAUUCGCCUUUAAGAAACAAAUUUGACACCAUCUGUCGUUAAAAUACAGAAACCUUCAUGGCUGAGGUAGAUAAAUAUUAAAGUGAAUAAAAUAAAUAUAUUCUUUAUUUAAGAGUAUUGAGAGAAAUUUCUAAAACGAAGUAGAUUUUUGUUAGAUUGUUUAAAUAAUUAUAAAAUGAACUUGACCUUAUGACCAGAGAAAAAGUGUCAUGUCAUAAUCGUAUCAGAGUUUGCAAUUAUUAAUAUUGUCAGACAUGACAUAGUGUUUAAAUGUUUGUCUUAAAAUGAAGUUCCAGAGUAAGGAAACAAAUGCUAAAUUAGAUAUUAUAAAGAAGCACAUUGCAAGUUUUCCUGAUUUUCCAGAGAAAGGAAUUUUAUUUUGGGACAUUUUUUCUGUUCUACAAAAACCUAAAAUAUUUAAAAUAUUAAAGGAAGUACUCAUAGAAGCUGUAAAGAAUAUUCAUCCGCCUCCAGAUUGUGUAGUAAGUCUUGAUUCCAGAGGAUUUUUAUUUGGUCCCUUAAUAUCACUGGAGUUCGAUUUCCCUUUUGUGCCUAUUAGAAAAAAGGGAAAACUCCCUGGCGAAGUUGUUACCAGUACAUAUAGUAAAGAAUAUGGAGAAGAUGCUCUAGAAUUACAAGUAGGGAGUAUAAAACAAGGUCAAAGAGUGUUGCUGGUAGAUGAUCUCUUGGCAACUGGUGGAACUUUAAGUUGCGCUACAGAAUUGAUAGAUAAGAUCGGAGGUGAAGUAGUGGCAUGCCUUGUAAUUAUUGAAUUACCAAAACUGAAUGGUCGGAAAUUGAUAAAUGGCAACAUUUUGUCACUUAUUGAAUUUUAAUAUGUUGAUGUGUAGGAAGUGAUAAAAUACAUUCCAUUUGUAUUUAAUAUUUUAUUUGUAAAAUCCGAAUAAAAAAGUGUAUAUUUUUUCAUA
Diorhabda carinulata is the source of this 2527-nucleotide messenger RNA. Its product is annotated as adenine phosphoribosyltransferase. The transcript has 4 exons. The record is from RefSeq and is a predicted model, not a curated record. Gene Ontology annotation, biological process: AMP salvage; adenine salvage. Bases 1883 to 2434 code for a protein of 183 amino acids. Gene Ontology annotation, molecular function: AMP binding; adenine binding; adenine phosphoribosyltransferase activity. Gene Ontology annotation, cellular component: cytoplasm. Lineage: Eukaryota; Metazoa; Arthropoda; Insecta; Coleoptera; Chrysomelidae.